Messenger RNA from Suncus etruscus (white-toothed pygmy shrew), 4075 nucleotides. It is a transcript of the gene VARS1, whose product is annotated as valyl-tRNA synthetase 1. NCBI's taxonomy places the organism in Eukaryota, Metazoa, Chordata, Mammalia, Eulipotyphla, Soricidae. The record is from RefSeq and is a predicted model, not a curated record. Gene Ontology annotation, biological process: valyl-tRNA aminoacylation. Gene Ontology annotation, molecular function: ATP binding; aminoacyl-tRNA deacylase activity; valine-tRNA ligase activity. Bases 198 to 4001 code for a protein of 1267 amino acids. Gene Ontology annotation, cellular component: cytosol. The transcript has 30 exons.
UCCUGUCACAAAGGGGGAGGAACACGUGGGCACCGACGGCCCCAGUGGCCGGUGCUGGAAUCUGGGGGUUGCCGGGAGGACCAUCACCCCCCACGCCUGCCUGCCUGACUCCAACACCCCGGCCACUCGGCCGGCGUCCGGCUCGGCCCGAACUAACCUCCAGUCUUGGCCACCUGGUUCAGACCCCAUCCAUAGCCAUGUCCAUCCUCUACGUCUCCCCGCACCCGGACGCCUUCCCCAGCCUCCGAGCUCUCAUCGCUGCGCGCUACGGCGAGGCGGGAGAGGGGCCCGGCUGGGGGGGAGCCCACCCCCGCAUCUGUCUCCAGCCGCCCCCCACCAGCAGGACGCCUUUCCCCCCACCCCGCUUGCCUGCUCUGGAGCAAGGAGGGCUCGGGGGGCUCUGGGUGUGGGGAGCCACAGCUGUAAGCCAGCUGCUGUGGCCGGCAGGUUUGGGGGGCCCCGGGGGAAGCCGGGCCGCAGUGCUUGUCCAGCAGUGGGUCAGUUACGCCGACACCGAGCUCAUCCCAGCUGCCUGCGGAGCCACCCUGCCAGCCUUAGGACUCCGGGUGUCUGCCCAGGACCCCCAGGCCGCGCUGGGGGCCCUGGGUAAGGCCCUCAGCCCCUUGGAAGAGUGGCUUCGGCAGCACACUUACUUGGCUGGGGAGGCCCCCACUCUGGCUGACUUGGCAGCUGUCACAGCCCUGCUCCUGCCUUUCCGAUACGUCCUGGACCCUGCUGCACGUCGGAUCUGGGGUAAUGUGACCCGCUGGUUUACCACUUGUGUCCAGCAGCCAGAAUUCCGGGCAGUCCUGGGAGAAGUAGUUCUGUAUUCAGGCACCAGGCCUGCCUCACAACCGGCAGGCCCUGAGGGUUCUGCACCCCCAAAGACAGCUGCUCAACUCAAGAAAGAGGCAAAGAAACGGGAAAAGCUAGAGAAAUUCCAAAAUAAACAGAAGAUCCAGCAGCAGCAGCAGCCGCCUUCAGGGGAGCAGAAGAAACCAAAACCAGAGAAGAGGGAGAAGCGGGAUCCUGGGGUCAUUACCUAUGACCUCCCAACUCCACCUGGGGAAAAGAAAGAUGUCAGUGGCGCCAUGCCGGACUCUUACAGCCCUCAGUACGUGGAGGCUGCUUGGUACCCGUGGUGGGAGCAACAGGGCUUCUUUAAGCCAGAGUAUGGGCGUUCCAGCGUGUCAGCACCAAAUCCCCGGGGCAUCUUCAUGAUGUGCAUCCCACCCCCCAACGUCACAGGCUCCCUGCACCUGGGCCAUGCACUCACCAACGCCAUCCAGGACUCUCUGACCCGAUGGCACCGCAUGCGUGGGGAGACCACUCUGUGGAACCCUGGCUGUGACCAUGCGGGCAUUGCCACGCAGGUGGUGGUGGAGAAGAAACUCUGGCGUGAACAGCGUGUGAACCGGCACCAGCUGGGCCGAGAGGCCUUUCUGCAGGAGGUCUGGAAAUGGAAGGAAGAGAAAGGUGACCGAAUUUACCACCAGCUGAAGAAGCUCGGCAGCUCGUUGGACUGGAAUCGAGCCUGUUUCACCAUGGACCCUAAACUCUCAGCAGCAGUGACAGAGGCCUUCAUCCGACUCCAUGAUGAGGGCGUCAUCUACCGUAGUACCCGUCUUGUCAACUGGUCCUGCACCCUCAACUCUGCCAUCUCUGACAUUGAGGUGGAUAAGAAGGAGCUGACAGGUCGGACCCUGCUUACCGUGCCUGGCUACAAGGAGAAGGUGGAGUUUGGAGUCAUCAUCUCCUUUGCCUACAAGGUCCAAGGAUCAGACAGCGAUGAGGAAGUGGUGGUGGCAACAACUCGAAUUGAGACCAUGCUGGGAGACGUGGCUGUAGCUGUGCACCCCAAAGAUCCCAGAUACCAGCACCUGAAGGGGAAGAGCGUGGUGCACCCAUUUCUGUCACGGAGUCUCCCCAUCGUCUUCGAUGACUUCGUGGACAUGGAGUUUGGCACGGGUGCGGUGAAGAUCACACCUGCACACGACCAAAAUGACUAUGAGGUUGGCCAGCGGCAUGGACUGGAGGCCAUCAGCAUCAUGGAUGCCCGCGGGGCCCUGGUCAACGUACCUCCCCCUUUCUUGGGCCUGCCCAGGUUUGAGGCCAGGAAGAUGGUUCUGGCAGAGCUGAAGGACCGGGGACUGUUCCGUGGCAUUGAGGACAAUCCCAUGGUGGUGCCCCUUUGCAAUCGGUCCAAGGACGUGGUGGAGCCGCUGCUGCGGCCACAGUGGUAUGUGCGCUGUGGGGAGAUGGCCCAGGCUGCCAGUGCUGCUGUAACUCGGGGUGACCUCCGGAUCCUGCCUGAGGCCCAUCAGCGGACGUGGCACGCCUGGAUGGAUAAUAUCCGGGACUGGUGCAUCUCCCGGCAACUGUGGUGGGGCCACCGCAUCCCAGCCUACUUUGUCACUGUCCAUGAUCCGGCUGUACCCCCAGGGGAGGACCCUGAUGGCCGGUACUGGGUGAGCGGGCGCAGUGAGGCUGAGGCCCGCGAAAAGGCAGCUAAAGAGUUUGGAGUGUCCCCAGACAAGAUCACUCUCCAGCAAGAUGAGGACGUAUUGGAUACCUGGUUCUCCUCGGGUCUCUUCCCCUUCUCCAUCCUGGGCUGGCCCAACCAGUCAGAAGACCUGAGUGUGUUCUACCCGGGAACGCUGCUGGAGACCGGCCAUGACAUCCUCUUCUUCUGGGUGGCCAGGAUGGUCAUGCUGGGCCUGAAGCUCACAGGCAGGCUGCCCUUCAGGGAGGUCUAUCUCCACGCCAUCGUGCGAGAUGCCCAUGGCCGGAAGAUGAGCAAGUCUCUGGGCAACGUCAUUGAUCCCCUGGAUGUCAUCCAUGGGGUCUCUCUGCAGGGCCUCCAUGAUCAGUUGCUGAACAGCAACCUGGAUCCCAGUGAGGUGGAGAGGGCCAAAGAAGGGCAGAAAGCUGACUUCCCAGCAGGGAUCCCCGAGUGUGGCACUGAUGCCCUCCGCUUUGGACUCUGCGCUUACACAUCUCAGGGUCGAGACAUCAACCUAGACGUGAACCGGAUCCUGGGAUACCGGCACUUUUGCAACAAGCUCUGGAAUGCCACUAAGUUUGCCCUCCGUGGCCUUGGGAAGGGCUUUGUGCCCUCAUCUACCUCCAAGCCUGGAGGUCACGAGAGCCUGGUGGACCGCUGGAUCCGGAGCCGGCUGACAGAGGCCGUGAAGCUCAGCAAUCACGGGUUCCAGGCCUACGAUUUCCCAGCUGUCACCACUGCCCAGUACAGCUUCUGGCUCUAUGAGCUCUGUGACGUCUACCUGGAGUGCCUGAAGCCCGUGCUGAAUGGGGUAGACCAGGUGUCGGCCGAGUGUGCCCGCCAGACCCUCUACACCUGCCUGGAUGUUGGCCUGCGGCUUCUCUCUCCCUUCAUGCCCUUCGUGACUGAAGAGCUGUUCCAGAGGUUGCCCAGACGGACUCCACAGGCACCGCCUAGCCUCUGUGUUACCCCCUUCCCAGAGCCCUCAGAGUGCUGCUGGAAGGACCCUGAGGCAGAAGCCGCUAUGGAGCUGGCCCUGAGCAUCACACGAGCUGUGCGCUCCCUGCGAGCUGACUACAAUCUCACCCGGAUCCGGCCCGACUGUUUUCUGGAAGUGGCUGAUGAGGCCACCGGCGCCCUGGCCUCGGCAGUGUCGUGCUACGUGCAGGCACUGGCCAGUGCAGGAGUGGUGGCCGUCCUGGCCCUGGGCGCUCCCGCCCCCCAGGGCUGCGCUGUGGCCGUGGCCUCUGACCGCUGCUCCGUCCACCUGCAGCUGCUGGGACUGGUGGACCCGGCCCGAGAGCUGGGCAAGCUGCAGGCCAAGCGUGGUGAGGCACAGCGGCAGGCGUUGCGUCUGCGGGAGCGCCGUGCUGCCUCAGGCUACCCUGUGAAAGUGCCCCUCGAAGUGCAGAAGGCAGAUGAAGCCAAGCUCCAGCAGACAGAAGCCGAGCUCAGGAAGGUGGAUGAGGCUAUCGCCCUGUUUCAAAAGAUGCUGUGAUUCGCCCGACUCCAACCCUCAUAAUCCCCAUGUCCACCAGGGGGAUGGCAGCAAUAAAAUAUUUUGCCACAAAA